UUUUGAGAUGACAGAUGUACAGAAUUCACCCUAAACUGGAGAGGGGAAAGAAGUAAAGUCAGCUGAUCUGGGACUCCCCUGAGGGAGCACGGUCUUUAAAAUGAGUCUCUCUGGGGGGAGAGAGGAGGUUGCUACUGCCUUUAAAAUGUCACCCUAUGUUAAGGAUGACAUAGACCACAAAGUUGAAAGCCCAAUCCAACAGGAGAGACCAGUCUCACCUGUACCCAGCUGUGUGUCCAUGAAGAGUGACCAGUCUAUGAUGGCUCCAAUCACAUUCGGAGAGAAAGAUUCUGCUUCUAAACAGAGCUCAAUCCAACAGGAGAGACCAGUCUCACCUGUACCCAGCUGUGUGUCCAUGAAGAGUGACCAGUCUAUGAUGGCUCCAAUCACAUUCGGAGAGGAAAAUUCUGCUACUAAACAAAGGAUCCAACAGGAGAGGCCAGUCUCACCUGUACCCAGUUGUGUGUCCAUGAAGAGUGUCCAGAUACAGUCAGUUUCAUUCAGAGAGGGAAUCUCUGCUACUAAACAGAGAAACAGUCUGGAGAGAUCACAGUCAGAGACCGAGACAGAGAGUCAGUUUACCCAGAGUCAUCAAACGGACCUGUCCUCCAUAUUCAGGUCGCUCGAAGACGAUAUCAUGACUUUUCUGAAGAGUCAGUUGAAGAGGUUUAAGAGGAUUCUGAGCUCAGAGUGCUUUGAGAGCCAGGGGGAGGACAAGGAAGUAGUGGAUAUUGAAAUUGCAAAGCAGGAGAGCAAUGCCAGGGAGGGAGCUCUGAAGAUCACACUGCAUAUGCUGAGGAACAUGAACCAAACAGAGCUCGCUGACAUACUGGAGAAAAGUAAGUCUUAAAGAGUGAAUCUACAGUAGGGGGAACAGCACCACUGGCCGCCCCACCACUGUUGUUUUUGUUGCCGAGCUGAGGCGCAUUGUGCAGCAUUAGUCAAAUAAAUUGCAGUAUAUAUGCUUUUCUAUCGCGCGUGCAAUGAUGUCUGAGGGAAAAAACUGUAUUUGUUGUUUGCAGUAACUUCUUUCUUGUUGUAAUAUCGCAAAUGGACGUGGCAGUUUCACCAUUAAGGAUUCCAGCUUUAAGUCUUUAACCUGUUAAACUCUGAGCAUUGUUUUGUACUCAGUACCGGGAGCGCAAGCUUAAGUGGACUCAGAAAGUAGUAAGUGACAUAUCUUUUGAAAACUACAUCACUUGUCUUUUUGGAAAUCGAGCUCAAAUCUUACUGCUGGCAAAGUCAUAAGAAUGCUCCCGCCCACACCCCGUGCGCUAUGGUCGUAUUCAUAGGUAUGCAAUUUAGGUAAACUCACCAAAGUUGCGAAAAUGUUGUAUGCAUGGAAAGGGGUACACCCUAGUGGUCAUCGUAAUGCAGUGCAUUUAUUUAUCAUCCAGAUUUCAAGGUCAACUCCCUCUUUGAAACAACUUGCUUGGUUUUAAAUGGCCUAUGUGGCAUCGAUAUGAGUCAGAAACAUAUUUCUAGAGUAAAAAUUGUCUACAAAGUGUAAAUAGGAUAGUUUUGGUUAUAAAGUCAG
Molecule: messenger RNA, 1537 nt
Organism: Salvelinus sp. IW2-2015
Lineage: Eukaryota; Metazoa; Chordata; Actinopteri; Salmoniformes; Salmonidae
Source: RefSeq, a predicted model, not a curated record